AUGCCUGAAGUUAAUUAUAAAAAAAAAUAUUUUAACUUAGUUCUCGAUUUAAUCAAUUCAUACAUCGAUUAGAAUAAUAAAAUCACAGCUAAAAGCAAGCUACAAUCAUUAAAAUAUACAUUCAAAAAGUAAGAAUAACUUGGGAAUAUGAAAAAUAGGUAUUGCUUAAUUGAAUCGAUUAAAAUAAUAAGUAAUUCUAUUUGAUUAAUUAAAGAAUAAAACAAAUUAGAGAUUAGAUUAAAAAAAGACGAUAACAAAUUAUUUUAAAAUUUAAUAGAGUCCCAGUAUAUUUGA
Molecule: messenger RNA, 294 nt
Organism: Paramecium sonneborni
Lineage: Eukaryota; Ciliophora; Oligohymenophorea; Peniculida; Parameciidae
Source: the annotation of a GenBank genome assembly